Messenger RNA from Canis lupus familiaris (dog), 1582 nucleotides. It is a transcript of the gene CCR8, whose product is annotated as C-C motif chemokine receptor 8. Gene Ontology annotation, molecular function: C-C chemokine receptor activity. The transcript has 2 exons. The record is from RefSeq and is a predicted model, not a curated record. Bases 143 to 1210 code for a protein of 355 amino acids. Gene Ontology annotation, cellular component: membrane. Gene Ontology annotation, biological process: G protein-coupled receptor signaling pathway; chemotaxis; positive regulation of cytosolic calcium ion concentration. Lineage: Eukaryota; Metazoa; Chordata; Mammalia; Carnivora; Canidae.
GACACCUCCCUCGAGACAAGCUCUUGCUCACUGAGCUGCACCCACAGAGGGCAGGUUCUGAAAAGAAGGAAUCAGCAACACUGAAAUCUCCAGAACAAAGGCUCUGAUUAAGGUGCUUUUCUGACCUCAUUCUCCUUCCUUGAUGGAUUAUACACUGGAGCCCAAUGUGACAAAGAUAACAGACUACUACUAUCCUGAUAUCAUCUCAAGCCCCUGUGAUGGGGAACUUAUCCAAAGAGACAGCAAGUUGCUUCUUGCCGUCUUUUACUGUGUCUUAUUUGUAUUCGGUCUUCUGGGAAACAGCCUGGUCAUCCUGGUCCUUGUUGCCUGCAAGAAGCUGCAGAGCAUCACUGACAUAUACCUCUUGAACCUGGCCUUGUCUGACCUGCUUUUUGUCUUCUCCUUCCCCUUCCAGACCCACUAUCAGCUAGACCAGUGGGUGUUUGGGACUGUAAUGUGCAAGGUGGUCUCUGGUUUUUAUUACAUUGGCUUCUUCAGCAGCAUGUUCUUUAUCACCCUCAUGAGUGUGGACAGGUACCUGGCAAUCGUCCAUGCUGUCUAUGCCAUGAAAGUGAGGACAGCCAGAAUGGGGACAGCCCUGAGUCUGGCUGUGUGGCUGAUUGCCAUCAUGGCUACCAGCCCAUUACUAGUAUUGUACCAGGUGGCCUCUGAAGAUGGCUUUCUACAGUGCUAUUCAUCUUACAAUCAACAAACUCUGAAGUGGAAGAUCUUCAUUCACUUUGAAAUGAAUAUCUUAGGUCUGUUGAUCCCAUUCACCAUCCUUAUGUUCUGCUACAUUAGCAUCCUGCACCAGCUGAAGAGUUGCCAAAACCACAACAAAACCAAGGCCAUCAAGUUGGUACUCAUUGUGGUGAUUGCAUCUUUACUCUUCUGGGUCCCAUUCAAUGUAGUCCUCUUCCUCACUUCCCUGUUCAACAUGAACAUCUUGGAUGGAUGUGUCCUGAGCCAGCGGCUGAUUUAUGCCACCCAUGUCACAGAAACCAUUUCCUUCACUCACUGCUGUGUGAACCCUGUGAUCUAUGCUUUCAUGGGUGAGAAGUUCAAGAAACACCUCUCAGAAAUUUUUCGGAAGAGUUGCAAUCACAUCCUCUUCUACAUAGGAGGACAAAUCCCAAAGGAAGGCUUGGAGAGGUCCCACUCCUCCUGUCAACACCCCUCCCGUUUCUCCACCACAGACUACAUUUUGUGAGUGGGUGCCUGGAAGCAGCUCUUCAUUUAGGGGACAAAUGAUUUACAUUGGAGUCUGAGGCUACGUGAAGGGAUACUUUUAGAAAUGUGGUUACAGACAGAUGGCAUAUUUCAUGAUAGUUAAUGAACUCCUAUUGCAAAUUAAUUUUCUCAGGUUUUGAAAAUUUUGUUACCAUUCUCUGGAAUAUCUCACUAUUAUAAUAGGAGCUUUGUAAUUUUUUUCUUAGUUUUUGUAGUGUCUUUAUCAUAUAUCAACUUAAAAUUUAUCAAAUGCUUUUUCAUAUAUAUUAAGGUGAUCAUAUAGUUAUUCUCUGUUAUUCUGUUAAUUCAGUGAACUACAUUGUGUGAUUUUCUUAUUUUAAGUCAACCUGUA